Plasmodium knowlesi strain H is the source of this 2142-nucleotide messenger RNA. RefSeq names its product DnaJ protein, putative. The record is from RefSeq and is a predicted model, not a curated record. The coding region runs from base 1 to 2142 and encodes 713 amino acids. Gene Ontology annotation, cellular component: cytoplasm. Lineage: Eukaryota; Apicomplexa; Aconoidasida; Haemosporida; Plasmodiidae. The transcript has a single exon.
AUGGAUAUAGAAAAAUGCAAGUGCUUCUACGAAAUAUUAAACGUUGAAAGCACAGCCACGGUGGAGGAAAUCAAAAAGAGUUACAAAAAAAUUAUUCUUCAGUAUCACCCAGAUAAGAAUUCCCAUUUGUCAGAGGAGGAACAGAGAAGGUGCACAAAUAUAUUUCGACAAGUUCAGGAGGCAUAUGAAUGCUUGGUGGAUGAAAGGAGAAGGAAAUGGUAUGACAAAAAUCGUCUGCGAAUCAUUGCAGGAAAGGAAAAUGAGGAAAAGAGGGAUCAAAACAGACAAGCAAGAAGGCGAAGUGGAAGCGCCGGAAGUAGCGAAAGCGGAGGAGGACCUACUUCAGGUAUAAACAUUUGGGAAUAUUUCAGCAGUAGCUGUUAUGAAGGAUUUAAUGAUAAAGACGAAAGAAGUUUUUAUAAUGUGUACAGAAAAUUAUUUGAAGAAAUAAUAGAAGAAGAAAAUGAGGAGCUAAAUAUGCGUCGCCGAUACGGAAAAAAGAGACACGAGGAGGAUGAGGAGAAUAAGAGGAAUAAUGUUCAUGCGCCUUCAUUUGGGAAUUCCAAAUCGAAUGGAAAGGAAAUUGAUGAAUUUUAUUCAUAUUGGUCUAACUUUUCCACAGUUAAAAAAUUUGACUACUCAUAUGAAUAUAUGAAAAUGUAUGAACAGGAAAAUAGACAUGUGAGACGAAAUUUGAAAAAAGCCGCCGAAAAAAGAAGCUUAAAGGAGAGGAAGGAGUUUAACGAAAAUGUCAGGUCCCUGGUGGAACACCUGAAGAAGCAUGAUACGAGGUACCUUAACAGGGUUCUGGAAUUGGCCGAGGAGAAGAGGAAAAAGGCGGAAGAGAAGGAAAGGCAACGUAGGGAACAAAUGCUCCAGAGGAAAUAUCUGUUUGAGGAAAUUAAGGAGAAACGGGAGGAUCCUGAGGGACAAGCACAAGGGGAUAAGUUGCCAUCAGAGGAGGAACAACCAUGUGACUAUUCCUCGUGCAGCGAACAGGGUGACCGCAUGAAAGGGAACCGUGAAGGGGAGGAGCAGCGUUCUGGUGGUAAGGGACAAGGGAACUACAACUCCCACUGUGAGGAUGCUGGUGGUGAAGAUGGUGAAAGUGGUGGAGAGGACAAAAAUAGUGAGAACCCGUACAGCGAAGUCAUCUACAGGUGCGAAGUGUGUAGGAAGAAUUUCAAAAGCAUGAAGCAGUACAAUUCGCAUGAGAAAUCCAAGAAGCAUGUGAGCAACUUUUUGAAGCACGCCAAGAGGUAUGCCGCUGGGGGUAUUUUCGACGCCGAGCCACAGGGUAAGUGGUUGGAUGGGCAAGUGGAUGAACAGAUGGAUGAACAAAUGGAUGAACAGAUGGAUGAACAAAUGGAUGAACAGAUGGAUGAACAGAUGGAUGAACAAAUGGAUGAACAGAUGGAUGAACAGAUGGAUGAACAGAUGGAUGAACAGAUGGAUGAACAGAUGGACGAACCAAGUUUCCAGCAAAGUGACAACUCGGAUGGGCAACGAGAGAAGCGCUCCGCAAAGUCGAAAACGAAAAAAAAGAAAAACAAAAAGAGCAGAGCACAGAUGAAUAAUUUUUCCGAGUCGGUUAAUUCCGCCUCGGAGUCUUCACACCAGGAUGAAGAUGUCUUAUCAUGGUACAAAGGGAAGAAGCAACACCGAAACAAAUUUCCCUAUACAGAGGAAGAAGAGGGCAUAUCCGAUGCAGCAGAAAGUUUGCAGCGGGAGGAGUCUCCUCAGGAGGAUGAUUCCGCAAAGCAGGUUAAGGCCUCACCCGCGCAGGCCGAAAACACAAUGAACUCGAGUGACGACUAUACAUCCUCCAAGCGAAAAAAAAAAUUGCUAAAAAAAAAAAAAAAAAAGGAAGGCACUAAUAGGAAAGAAAACGACGAAAAAAAAUUGGAUGAGCCCAAGGAAGACAAUAAAGACAUAAGCGGAAAAGGAAACUCGAAAAGUAAAAUAAAAGAAAGUACAAAAAAUCUGGUGUGUAAAAUGUGCAAGGAAACAUUUGACUCGCGAAAUAAAUUAUUUGCACACAUACAGAAAGAAGGACACGCAGCAAAUAAAGUUGUUGUUGACGUGUCUGCAAAGGUGAAUAAAAAUAAAAAGGGCAGCAGCAAGAGGGAGAAAUUGCCAUAA